This is a messenger RNA of Orbicella faveolata, 1218 nucleotides long. Its product is annotated as steroid 17-alpha-hydroxylase/17,20 lyase-like. NCBI's taxonomy places the organism in Eukaryota, Metazoa, Cnidaria, Anthozoa, Scleractinia, Merulinidae. The record is from RefSeq and is a predicted model, not a curated record. Gene Ontology annotation, cellular component: intracellular membrane-bounded organelle; cytoplasm. Gene Ontology annotation, biological process: xenobiotic metabolic process. Gene Ontology annotation, molecular function: oxidoreductase activity, acting on paired donors, with incorporation or reduction of molecular oxygen, reduced flavin or flavoprotein as one donor, and incorporation of one atom of oxygen; iron ion binding; heme binding.
UAAAGAGUUUGGCGCGAACUGAAUCUGACUGCGUGUUAAGUUUUGGUUUAAUGUUCCUGAUGAACAGCAUCUCCGUAGAUCAAGCAGUCAAACUUUGUGCGGCAUUUCUUUAAAACUAUAAAUUGGUCUUGUAGAUUAGUUGCUUGCAACUUGUGUUCUUCUUUCAGGUGUUUACCAAUAGCAGAAUGUUUAUGUUUGGCGAUGCGUUGAAAGAUAUGUCGGGAUGUACAUCCAACAUAUAAGCCACACUUGUCACGUUAUAAAUGGUUCAGUUCGCGUCUUAUUUAAUCCGCGGUUGUAACUGCAAUUGUCAACCAUUUCACCUGUAAAUAUGGAUCCGGAAUCGUCUUACUAGAGUAUGUUGCGUCCGCAGAUGAUGUUCACAUAAAAUAUUUUCAUCGCCGACAACCGCCGACAACUGCCAGCUUGCCUGUGAAGUUGAACUCGGCUCAACUUCGCAGGCAAGCCGGCGGUCAAUGCCUGGGACAGAUUAUGAUUCGGCAAUAAAUGUACACGUAUGCCGUAACGGUGUCCCAGGUAUGUCGGCGGCAUAUGAGAACCAGGCUUAACCGCGCGCUUGCGAUGUUGGCAAAGAUGGCUUCCGUCACGGAAUAUUUCAGCUUUGGAAAUAUACUUCUUGUCAUACUGAUGGCGUUCAUGGCGUACCAGAUGAUCGAGUUGUACCAGUUCAGAGAUAUGCCGCCUGGCCCACGAUUCACCAAUCUCCCGCUGAUCGGAAACCUUUUCAGUUUCAACUUUGAUGGCGAGAUCUUUCAAGAUGUAGUUGCAAGCCUGAGAAGUAAAUACGGACGACUAUUCUCCCUGAAACUCGGAAGCUACAAGCUUGUUGUCGCUGGCUCAUCGGGGGCCGUCAGGGAGGUUUUGGUAACGAGAUCAGCCAAAUUCUGUGGUAGACCUAAGACACACGCCUUGGAAGUGUUGAGCAAAGGUUACAAGGACGUAGCUUUCAGCGAUGGUUGGACUUGGAAAUACCACAAACGUAUUCUGGUCUCUACUUUAAGGCAACACCUCACCAACACACCUUUAAUCGAGGAACGCGUGACUCAAGCAGCUGGAAAACUGUUGCAGUUGUUUGACGAACAAGAAGAGAAUAGUUUUGAUCCCGCUCAACUCUUGAAUCAGAGUAUCGUAGAAGUAUUAGGAAGAAUAAUAUUCGGCAAUUACUGGGAUAUUACCAACCCUAACAUUGACAAAUAG